This is a messenger RNA of Naegleria gruberi, 1326 nucleotides long. RefSeq lists its product as uncharacterized. NCBI's taxonomy places the organism in Eukaryota, Heterolobosea, Eutetramitea, Acrasida, Naegleriidae. The transcript has a single exon. The record is from RefSeq and is a predicted model, not a curated record. The coding region runs from base 1 to 1326 and encodes 441 amino acids.
AUGCCAAGCACGAGUAUUGAUAUUGUAGCCUUCUCGAUUCUUAUCAAUCCAACACUCACCAAUACAACAGCAGACUCAAUUUCGAAUAGUAGCUCUAGGCUUUCGUUAAGAUUCUCCUCAUCAGGUUCUUCAUCAAGUGGAUCAAAUCCUAAUCUCAGAGCAAGUACUUCACAAGGCUCACUCAUGGAACUCUCCAUCUCCAAGAAGCCUAUAGAAUCACAAUUAGAAUGGAUAGGUUGGUUAAAGAAGGCUUUCCUCGGUUUUGUUGAGAAGAAAGUUCACAAAUCAAUGGAAAUGGAGUUGAAAAUAUUAUUCCUUGAGCACUUUUUGAAUCCACUAACAGAGAAGGUAGCCUGGAAAACGAGAAGUGAAGUGCUUUCCAUGUUGAAUUUAUUUUGUGAACUUGUAUUGGAAUGGAUGGUACCUUUCGAAUGGAUUGAAAUUGAAAAGACGAAAGAUGUCAAGAACUUGAAUUAUUAUACACAACAAUUAGCCUUGAUUUUAGAGAAGGCUAACUUGUUUGAACAUGAAUAUUUGAAAGAUUUCAUUCACAAUCAAGCUAAACUGACAAGUUCUUCUUCCAUGCAAGAAGAAAUAGAAGAAUCCGAAACUAUUGAUGAGGUGAAACUAAUCUGCUCAAUGUUUUUCCUGGAACUCUCUGAUUGGUUCAAUGAAUUUGAGUUCACAAAUAGAAAAAAGAUUAACAAGUGGUUUGCUAAAGGACUCCAAUCUGACAUUAUUCCAAAAUAUGUAAUCAAGAUUUACAAGACGAAACGAGAUAAGUUAUCAAAGGCCAAUGAAGAAUUCAUAUUCAAAGAAGAUGAUUUAAAUCAAAAGCAUGUGAUUGCAUCUGACUGGAAUUAUACAAAUUUCAUUGGGAAAGAACAUUCCACAGAGUGGACCCUUACUUAUUCGAGAUGUCCUGAAACUUCCAUGUGGAUUUCAUCGGUUGACCGUUCGAGUGACAAGUUGGGAUUGAAAACUCUCAAAUCUGUAGGAUAUUUAGACACCUCAGUUGCAAAGAUUACGAAAGCAACUUGUAGUGAUGCUCAUUUCCAUCAAUUUUUCAAAGAAGCAAGGUUUCAUGAUUAUUCCUCGAUUGAUAAAUCUCAUUCCCAGAAGAAAUAUCCAUUAGUGUUCAUGUCUAAUAUCUUUAAGUUUGGCCCAAUGUUUAGCACUAGAGAACUCCAUUUGGUUUACUCAACUUUGGCCAAGUUUCAAUCAGACAAGAUGGUUGAGAGUUGCAUUUUGUUUAAAUCUCGUGAUUAUGUUUAUGUAAGUAAGGAUGUUUUAAAAGCUAACACAAAUGUAAUAGGGUUUGAAUGA